UAAAAAACCACUUCCUCCUCCCUCUUCUUCUCCCUCCAUCCAUCUUCAACUGAAACCCCCGUUUGAACAACAACGCUCUUACUAGAUUCCCUUUGUGCUCUCAUUCUGUGAGGGCCGUGGUUCUAGUUUUCACAGACUUCUUCUUCGACGCACAGAAGCCGCUGCGAAAUCCUGAGGGAUCGUUUGUGGCUCGCAACUUUUUUUCACUUUCCAAACCAACCCCGCCGUAACACGAUCACAGCGCAUCGCCUGUGAUCCCCUCUUUGCAACACCGCAAUCAUGGCUUCCAACGACAAGGGUCUCGAGGAAAUCCCCGAAGGUCAGAUCGAGUCCAACUACGAUGAGGUCACCGACUCCUUCGACGCCAUGAACCUGAAGCCUGAGCUUCUCCGUGGUGUCUACGCCUACGGUUUCGAGCGUCCCUCUGCUAUCCAGCAGCGUGCUAUCAUGCCCGUCAUCAAGGGAUCCGACGUUAUCGCCCAGGCCCAGUCCGGUACCGGAAAGACUGCUACCUUCUCGAUCUCCGCUCUCCAGAAGAUCGACCAGAACCUCAAGGCUUGCCAGGCUCUCAUUCUGGCCCCUACUCGUGAGCUUGCUCAGCAGAUCCAGAAGGUCGUUGUCGCCAUCGGUGACUUCAUGAGCAUUGAGUGCCACGCCUGUAUCGGUGGUACCAACGUCCGUGAGGACAUGAAGGCUCUCCAGGAGGGUCCCCAGGUCGUUGUCGGUACCCCUGGUCGUGUCCACGACAUGAUCCAGCGCCGUGUCCUCAAGACCGACCACAUGAAGAUGUUCGUCCUCGACGAGGCCGAUGAGAUGCUUUCUCGUGGUUUCACCGAGCAGAUCUACGACAUCUUCCAGCUGCUGCCUCAGUCGACCCAGGUCGUCCUGCUGUCCGCCACCAUGCCCCAGGACGUCCUCGAGGUCACCACCAAGUUCAUGCGCGACCCCGUCCGUAUCCUGGUCAAGAAGGCUGAGCUUACCCUCGAGGGUAUCAAGCAGUUCUACAUUGCCGUCGAGAAAGAGGAGUGGAAGCUCGACACCCUCUCCGACUUGUACGAGACCGUCACCAUCACCCAGGCCGUCAUCUUCUGCAACACCCGCCGGAAGGUCGACUGGCUCACCGACAAGCUCACUGCCCGUGACUUCACUGUCUCCGCCAUGCACGGUGAUAUGGAGCAGGCCCAGCGUGAUGUCAUCAUGAAGGAGUUCCGCUCUGGAUCUUCUCGUGUCCUGAUCGCUACCGACCUUCUGGCCCGUGGUAUCGAUGUCCAGCAGGUUUCUCUGGUCAUCAACUACGACCUCCCCGCCAACCGUGAGAACUACAUCCACCGUAUCGGUCGUGGUGGUCGUUUCGGUCGUAAGGGUGUUGCCAUCAACUUCGUCACCGCUGACGAUGUCCGCAUGAUGCGUGAGAUCGAGCAGUUCUACAGCACCCAGAUCGAGGAGAUGCCCAUGAACGUUGCUGAUCUCAUCUAAACACCUU
Molecule: messenger RNA, 1483 nt
Organism: Paecilomyces variotii
Lineage: Eukaryota; Fungi; Ascomycota; Eurotiomycetes; Eurotiales; Thermoascaceae
Product: P-loop containing nucleoside triphosphate hydrolase protein
Exons: 4
Coding region: 280-1476 (398 amino acids)
Molecular function (GO): RNA binding; RNA helicase activity; ATP binding
Source: RefSeq, a predicted model, not a curated record